This is a messenger RNA of Candoia aspera, 1802 nucleotides long. It is a transcript of the gene AADAC, whose product is annotated as arylacetamide deacetylase. The transcript has 5 exons. Lineage: Eukaryota; Metazoa; Chordata; Lepidosauria; Squamata; Candoiidae. The record is from RefSeq and is a predicted model, not a curated record. Gene Ontology annotation, cellular component: membrane. The coding region runs from base 137 to 1348 and encodes 403 amino acids. Gene Ontology annotation, molecular function: carboxylic ester hydrolase activity.
UUUAACACAGUGCUCUGGCACCAACUUUUCUAUCAAGAUCACAGGAAAUGCUGUUGUCAGCUGGCUCCUCACUAUUGCAAUCUUCUUGAGAUUAGUCAGUGGGAGCGAAACUUGAAUAAGGUAGGCAGAGUAAAAGAUGGGAGUCAAAUUUUUCUGCCUUCUGGUAGUUUCGGCUUUGAUAGCCUACUACAUUUACAGCCCUUUACCAGAGAAUGUGGAGGAACCCUGGAAGCUGAUGCUUUUAAAUGCUGUCCUUAGAACCGUAAGACAUGUGGCCACGCUUAUGGAGAAGUUGGGUCUUGUACACUAUAUGGAUGUUCUAAAGGCAUUCGUAAAUAUCCAACAUACAGCACCUGUAUCUGAUGAAAAGGUUACUGUAACAGACACCGAAUUUAACCAUGUUCCAGUACGUCUUUACAUCCCUAAAGAGCAGUCAGAUGCCUUGAAAAGAGCUGUGAUUUAUGUUCACGGAGGUGGAUGGUGUUUAGGAUCAGCAGCCGUGAAAUCCUAUGACCUCAUAUCAAGAUGGACGUCAGAAAGACUAAAUGCGGUGGUGGUGUCAGUAGAUUAUAGACUGGCCCCAAAAUAUUGUUUCCCAGUUCCAUUUGAAGAUGUGUACUCAGUAGCAAAGUACUUUCUACAAAGCAGCAUUCUUGAGAAAUACAAUGUAGAGCCAAGCCGAAUCUGCAUUGCCGGAGACAGUGCAGGAGGUAACUUAGCUGCAGCUGUUACCCAGCAGCUUCUAGUUGACCCUGAUGUUAAAGCUAAAUUCAAGAUUCAAGCUUUACUCUACCCUGCUCUUCAGACUCUUGAUCUGGAAUUGCCAUCCUAUCAGGAUAAUAAAAACAUGCCAGUUCUGCCUAAAUCAUUAGUGAUCAGAUUCUACAGUGAAUACAUCACAUCAGAUGAGUCUCUUUUCAAAGCUUUGGAGACCAACCAACAUGUUUCUGCAGAGUUCAACCAUUUAUUUAAAUUUGUAAACUGGAGUAAGUGGCUACCUGAAAGAUUUAAAAAAGGGCAUAUUUAUACUGUUCAGUCACACAGAAAUUCCAAAAUUGGACAAAAAUAUGCUGGACUACUGGAUCCAAGAACAGCACCACUUUUAGUUGAUGACAUCAAGCUUCAGGGCUUACCACUCACAUAUGUCGUCACUUGUCAAUAUGAUAUUUUGAGGGAUGAUGGAAUCAUUUAUGUCUCACGGCUUAGGAAAGCAGGGGUUCCAGUAGUACACGAACAUGCUGAGAAUGCUGUUCAUGGUGGUAUAACAUUUAUUUCAGGUCCUAUCAGUCUAAACUUAGGAUAUAGAAUGGCUAAUAAUUACAUUGAGUGGCUAAAUAAGAAUCUAUGAAAACACACAUACACCACCAGAAGACAUUUGUCUUGGAUUCACUUGGCUUCAUUCAACUUACAUUAUUUUUCUUUUUGGUCAAUAAUUUUGACACUGUAAUUCUGCAGUUACUAUACUUGAUACAGAAUCUCUUAUUUCCUUCUUUCUGAAUAAGUAUGAGAAGCUUGGUAGAGUAUGUGGGGGGCUUGUAUCACCAUCAAAUUAUUAAUAAUUUAAAAUGAAAAAAGUUUUGACUAUUUCAUGUGUGAAAUUACUGCUUUAGGUCUUGAUGUUGUUCUGGAUUGCUUUGAAACUCAUUAUUUCUACACUCUUUUUGCAUCAGCAAACAUGUCCUGGUGGGCCUUUUUAAGGUGACUUGUUCCUUUUGGAGCAACAAGCAUGAAUAUCUGGCUGCAGACCAUUGUGAGAUCUUGAGCAGCAUUUUAUGAAUAAAAUCUCUCAUGUUUUCUCUGGA